This is a messenger RNA of Arachis duranensis, 1585 nucleotides long. RefSeq names its product protease Do-like 1, chloroplastic. Lineage: Eukaryota; Viridiplantae; Streptophyta; Magnoliopsida; Fabales; Fabaceae. The transcript is spliced from 8 exons. Gene Ontology annotation, molecular function: serine-type endopeptidase activity; protein binding. Bases 68 to 1402 code for a protein of 444 amino acids. Gene Ontology annotation, biological process: proteolysis. The record is from RefSeq and is a predicted model, not a curated record.
UGAGUGAAACUGAAACCUCAAAAAGUCAUCCAACGUAGCAAACACCAAAAAACAGAAACACACAGCAAUGGCCACUUCCUGUUCACUCAUCUCCACAUUCUUCCAUUUUUCAUCAUCACUUUCUCGCUUCACAAACACCAAACCCCAUUCUCAUUCUUCUCCUUCUCUUCUUCACCUUCCCAGACCCCUCCAUCAACCCACCACCCUCUUCUUCCUGCGCCCUCAACAACCUUCUCCAUCUCCCUCUUCAAAACCAACAACAACAACAACAACCCUUCUUCCAAAACUCUCGUUUUCUUCUUCUUCAUGUACUUUUUUGGAUUCCUGCUUCCUCUUCUGCACGUCGGUGGCGCUCUCUCUCACACUCUUCCUCACCGGUGCUGACUCAGCAUCUGCUUUCGUUGUAACCACCCCAAGGAAGCUCCAAUCUGAUGAACUCGCCACCGUUCGCCUCUUCCAAGAGAACACUCCUUCUGUUGUCUACAUCACCAACCUUGCUGUCAAGCAGGAUGCAUUUACCUUGGAUGUGUUGGAGGUUCCGCAAGGUUCCGGUUCUGGAUUUAUUUGGGAUAAGGAUGGUCAUGUUGUGACCAAUUACCAUGUUAUCCGGGGUGCUUCUGAUCUCAGGGUCACUCUUGCUGACCAGUCAACUUAUGAUGCCAAAAUUGUUGGAUUUGACCAAGACAAGGAUGUCGCUGUGUUGCGUGUUGAGGCACCCAAAGAAAAACUCAGGCCUAUACCUAUUGGGAUUUCUGCUGACUUGCUCGUUGGUCAGAAAGUGUUUGCUAUUGGGAACCCGUUUGGACUUGACCACACUCUUACAACUGGUGUCAUCAGUGGACUUCGGCGAGAAAUUAGUUCUGCGGCAACCGGCCGUCCAAUUCAAGAUGUUAUACAGACAGAUGCAGCUAUUAAUCCUGGUAACAGUGGAGGGCCACUGUUAGAUAGUGCUGGAAAUCUCAUCGGUAUAAAUACAGCAAUUUAUUCCCCCUCCGGUGCUUCCUCUGGUGUUGGAUUUUCUAUUCCAGUGGACACUGUGAAUGGAAUUGUUGAACAAUUGGUGAAGUUUGGGAAGGUUACAAGACCUAUUUUAGGAAUCAAGUUUGCGCCUGAUCAGUCUGUGGAGCAGUUGGGAGUUAGUGGGGUGCUUGUCUUAGAUGCUCCUGCCAAUGGUCCAGCUGGGAAAGCAGGUUUGCAGUCAACAAAGCGCGAUUCCUAUGGUAGACUUAUUUUAGGUGACAUCAUCACAUCUGUGAAUGGUAAGAAGGUGACCAAUGGAAGUGAUUUGUACCGAAUUCUUGACCAGUGUAAAGUGGGAGAUAAGGUGAUUGUGGAAGUGUUGCGAGGUGAUCACAAGGAGAAGAUCCCUGUGAUUCUUGAGCCAAAGCCUGAUGAAUCAUGAUACACAAUUCAUAUUACAUGUGUAUAUAACAUUCAUAUGCCAACGAAGCUAUUAUUAGUUAAUGCUUUUAUUCUUAGGUUGUUUCUUGACCAGAGGUUUAAAAUGUACAUAUGUACCAUGGCACUAGCUUCUCACUAUCCUUGUAACUUGUUUCUUUAUUAAACUUUGUAUUAUAAUUCGCCA